Messenger RNA from Helobdella robusta, 3159 nucleotides. RefSeq lists its product as hypothetical. Gene Ontology annotation, molecular function: endopeptidase inhibitor activity. The transcript is spliced from 26 exons. Lineage: Eukaryota; Metazoa; Annelida; Clitellata; Rhynchobdellida; Glossiphoniidae. The record is from RefSeq and is a predicted model, not a curated record. The coding region runs from base 1 to 3159 and encodes 1052 amino acids.
AUGGCGUCAUGGGGCCUCGUUAACUUUUUGGUCAGCUUCCUGGUGCUCUUUGCUUUGGGGACAGCAUCUAGCAUGAAUUAUUCGAUCGUUGGUCCGAAAAUGUUGCGACCGGGCAGUGCCUACCAAUUUGUGGUGACCACCUACGGAGAGAAGAACAUUAGUUUUGUGCUGCAUGCUGCCAUUCAGAGAAAUUCAGAACCGUUCAUUGUUGAAAAAUCGUUUCAACUGACUACUGGUUGGUUUUCAAGUUUAAGUUCUGAGUUGCGAUAUUUAGGUCAGAUUCCAAACGUUGUGCCAGAUGGUAGGUACUCGUUUUUUGUGAAGGCAUCUGAAGGAGCCAACUUCAGCCACAGCCACGUUGUAACGAUCAAUAGGAAGGUCCAUUCAAUUUUCAUUCAGACGGAUAAAGUUUUGUACAAACCUGGCCAGGAAGUUUUGUUCAGGGUCAUCGCCAUCACGCCGGAUUUAAAACCGUACAAAGAAAAAAUUAACAUAACCAUUUACGACACUGCUCAGAACAAAAUAAAGAAACUCGUCGAUCAACAAAGUGACCACGGUGUUAUAACGAGCAGUUUAAAGCUGUCAGACAUCACUCCGCUGGGCGAUUGGAAGAUUCAUGCUGAAACUCUCCUAGCCAAUACUGAAAAGAACUUUCAAGUUGCUGAAUACGUGUUGCCUAAAUAUGAGGUUAAAGUUGAACUUCCUUCUUAUUUUUUCUACAAUGAGAACAAUCCUCCCAUGCAACAAGACUUGCCCGUCUCAGUUGUUGCCAAGUACACUUACGGCCAGCCUGUGAAAGGCACGGCGAGCGUAGAUAUUAAACUGCAUCAACAUUAUUGGUGGUCUAGUGAAUCAUUUCCAAGAAUUACUAAACUUAUUCAGUUGGUAGAUGGUAAAGGAGAUUUUUCACUCAAUGUAGCAGAAUUAAAAACUUUGUUGCCUGCUUCAUGGACAUGGGCUACGUUGGCUUAUAGAACUUUUUCUUUCGAGACGAAUGUUACUGAAACUGAAACCGGAAUAACGUUGUCAGCAAGCAGCACCAUUGAAACCAAAACAAAAAGAUUUGAUUUGGAAUUUCUGUCGAAUUCUCCAGAAAAUUACAAACCAGGAUUACCAUAUCAAGGCUAUUUGAUGCUGAAGAAUUCCGAUGGCAGUCCAACAUUAUUGAAAGACAUUAGAAACAGUGACGGAACAUUUAAAUCCGUGCAUAUCAAAUCAACAAAUUCAUACCCCUAUAACUUUUACGUUAACGACACAAGACCUCCAGAAACGGAAAUUAGCUUUUCAAUUCCUUUGACGGAAAAUGGUCACAUCGUUUUUAGCCUACAGACAUUGUUAGAAACGGACCUCAUAAAUUUGGAGGCAUCUUAUUUCGACGAAAUAUCCAACUCAACAAUAACGGCGUAUAAAAGUGUCAACAAAUUCAAAACUAGAGACAAUGGCGGCAUUCAAUUAAGUUUGAAAAAUGAUGAAAAUGUUGUAAAACCUUCCAGCGUUCUUCAAUUCCAAGUAAAAUCUAUCGAAGAAAUCAAAGAGUUUCAAUUUCAAGUUCUGGCAAAAGGUCUCAUAUUGGCCAAUCGUAGGAUUGAUGCAGGGCUCGCCAAAAAAGAGCACACUUUCAGUGUGCAAGUAACGCCUGAUCUGGCUAUUAAGUUGGCCCCCGAAGCCAGGUUCGUCGUGUCCUAUGUUACCUCUACCGGAGAACUCAUUGCUGACAGCAUGGCUGUAACAGUUGCUGAUUAUUUCGCAAACAAGGUUUCGUUGAGUUUCAACAAAAAUCAAACUGAACCUGGUGAUGAGAGUGUUUAUUUGAACGUGAAGACAAAACAAAAUUCGUUUGUGAGUUUGUUGGCUGUGGACCAGUCGGUGCUGCUCCUCCGUGCUGGAAAUGAUAUCACCCAAGACAUGGUGAAAGAUGAACUGUCUUCUUAUCUGGAAGUUAGCUAUCAUGGUGGUCGCCAUCCAAUUCCAUUUGCAAGACGCAAGCGAAGCAUCGGCUGCUGGUGGCCCAUUUGGCUGGGAGGCAGUGACACUUCUUCUGUCAUUGAUAAAGCUGGGUUGUUUGUUAUGACAAAUUUGCAUGUCUACAAGCCUGAACCCAGAUAUUGGUAUCCCAGAUAUUACAUGCCUGGUCUUGCGGGUCCACCUAUGGCUUUUCAGUCUUCAAUGGCUGUCCAAAUGGAUUCUUUAGAUUCUGCAAUGAAUCGAGUCGAAUUUAGUGAAGCAAGCUCGCCGACUUCAUCACCAAGUGUUAGUGUUAGGAAGAAAUUUCCUGAAACAUGGAUUUGGAGUGAAGUGAUUUCCAAUUCAAAUGGAGAUUACCAACUGAAAGUGAAAGUUCCAGACACCAUCACAUCGUGGGUGGCAUCUGGAUUUUCUGUUAAUCAAGAUGUUGGUCUUGGGUUGUCAGAAAGUCCAGCCAAGAUAACCGUUAUUAAACCGUUCUUUGUUUCGUUGAAUUUGCCCUAUUCCAUCAUAAGAGGGGAAGAAUUUGCCCUUCAAGUUACAGUUUUCAAUUACUACGGGCAGGAACUAGAGGCUGACGUUAAACUAUUAGCUUCAAAUCAUUUUAAAGUAAUAAAAUGUGAAACGAAAGAAAGUCAGUCUGUUGAUGUCACAAAGAAAAUUAAAGUUAGAAACAACGAUGGUAAGUCAGUGUACUUCUGGGUGGUUGCCACAGCACUCGGUCAAAUACCCAUUGAAGUCAGUGCUCAUGCAGGGUUGGCUGCUGAUGCCAUGAAGGCCACACUGCUCGUUAAGCCUGAAGGACAAACCCAAUCUUACAGCACAUCUCAAUUCAUUCAACUGUCCUCAAACGAAACUCUUGAUACUGAGUUUCAAGUUACAUUGCCUGCAAGAGAUGUUCUAGUUCCUGGAUCUGUUGUUAUAGAAGUAACUGUCAUUGGAGAUAUCAUCGGAACAGCACUGAACAACAUUGACGACCUUCUGCAAAUGCCAUACGGAUGUGGCGAACAAAACCUUCUCAAUUUGGUGCCUGAUGUCUACCUCCUCAAGUAUCUUACUGAAUCGGAUCAGCUCACUGAGGAGUUCAGCCAGAAAGCUAAAGGAUUUAUAAACGCCGCCGAACUUUUGCAUAUUUGCACAUUCCCGGUAGCAGUGCACAAAUCAGCUAACAGAUUUUAUCAAAUUUUAUCAUGA